This is a messenger RNA of Strongylocentrotus purpuratus (purple sea urchin), 1649 nucleotides long. Its product is annotated as protein phosphatase 1 regulatory subunit 32-like. The transcript has 9 exons. NCBI's taxonomy places the organism in Eukaryota, Metazoa, Echinodermata, Echinoidea, Camarodonta, Strongylocentrotidae. Bases 207 to 1616 code for a protein of 469 amino acids. The record is from RefSeq and is a predicted model, not a curated record. Gene Ontology annotation, molecular function: phosphatase binding.
GAGGCGUGUUUUGUGUAUUGCAUAGCAAAAGACUUUGCUCUUCUGGAUUUCGCGGGAUACUUCUUCAGAAUUCGGACCUUUCCCUUUCAAUUAAGGGAAUUUAAGGGAACAAUUCAGCACUUUUUGCAGAUCAACGUGCUUUCCGUCUUCAAAUUCAUCCAUCCGUCUGUCCGUCCGUCCGUCUAUCCAUCCACUAUCUAGUCAUCAUGGGUAGAUUACCAGUCGGUGAGCCUACUGCCCACAUGUCCGCCACCCAGGGGCCGGACGCUAACCUCAUGAAGUUCUACUCCACCUCCUACGCCACCUCGUUUGGCGUCAAGCACGAGCCGUUCGUGCCUCGAACGACGAAGCACGUCGGGACUGGUUAUCAGUCGAACUUCAGACCGGGUGUUUACUAUAGUCAGCGUCUUGACGAGGUCGAUAACCCUGCCAUGGGGAGAAUCGUCAGUGACAACUAUAACUCGAUCACAACGAAGCAUUACAAGCCAUCGAUACGAUCGGACGGCAAAGAUCGAUUCCCCGAGAAUCUGAACCAGGUCAAGAGUGGUUUCACUGAACAGAACCCUAUUAACUUCCCAACUGUUGGUCAAGUCAGGAAAGUAUUUGUCAACACACGUGACCACGGACUUGGCCUCAAGAUAAACGGCGUCCUACCCAAACAUCGCCCUCUGUUGUACAAGCUGCAAGCAAAGGACCCAGUCUCCUUGGAGAACGCAGGGCAUGGACCAAACUUCAUGAGUACAGAGGCCAAGACGAGAUUCUCAGGCAGGCCAUCAGAAAGAAAGGACUGUUCUACAUUGACUGUCGGUCCUAAAGAAGGGUCUGGUUACACUCAUGCUUACAAUGUAGAGCCCAUCUCAUUCCAUCCUGGAUCACCCUUCAAAAACACCACACCUGGAACAUGGACCAACAGACCAACAGGAAACAGCAUUAUGAAGACCGAUUUCUUACCAUCACAACAACCAUCGGGAGACGAGAGACUGCCAGCCAUCACAAACCGUUCCGAUCACGAGACCGGCUUCACCCACGAGAAGGCCAAGCCCCUCUACGUCCAUCGCGUCAUGACGGACGCUUACACCAAACGGGACCAGGUCCCAGGCCGUGUCGAGGACCGGAUCAGGAAGGAGGACCCUGCCGAGUACCUCAACAUGACCAACCCCGACAACCACUCGAGCAUCUUUAAGAAGUCGUACGAGGGCCAGCAGAGACCGUCCCCGAGCGCCAACGAGAUGCAAGGCAGGCUCUUCGUCGGGAACAAGGAGAUGUCGGGAUACAGUGAUAACAAUGACAAGCCGCAAGCUCAGAUCCCUGUUGAGCCGUACAGAUGGAUUUCACAUUACGACACCAAGUUCUACGACAUGAACACCAAGGGCAGAGCGAGGGCUGGAAGGACGUUCGGAGCCGUGAUGAAACAGCUACCCGACGGUUACACCAAGAGCACCUCUGUCCACUCCUAUGGCCCCACCCUGGAUACCACCCACGAGCUAAGGAGCCUUCAUCCAUACGUUGCAAGGAGCAUCAAGGCUCGAGACGUCUUCUUUGAUGACCACACCCAUGACGCCAAGAAACAUGUGACCAUCAACCCUAUCCCACAAUUCCUUGCAGCUUCCUGUUAGUUCACGCUGUCAUCUGUGGACAGAAGAUGCCAA